Molecule: messenger RNA, 2487 nt
Organism: Triticum dicoccoides
Lineage: Eukaryota; Viridiplantae; Streptophyta; Magnoliopsida; Poales; Poaceae
Product: type I inositol polyphosphate 5-phosphatase 8-like
Exons: 10
Coding region: 212-1984 (590 amino acids)
Biological process (GO): phosphatidylinositol dephosphorylation
Molecular function (GO): phosphatidylinositol-3,4,5-trisphosphate 5-phosphatase activity; phosphatidylinositol-4,5-bisphosphate 5-phosphatase activity; inositol-polyphosphate 5-phosphatase activity
Source: RefSeq, a predicted model, not a curated record
CCACCUCUUCUUCCUCCUCCCUCCCUGCCGCUCCGUUAUAAUAUCCCAGCAAACCGCCCACCUCUCCCCUCUCCCUCCAUCUCUCUCUCUCUCGCGAGCGCGGCACGUCAACUCCAUUCCCUUCCUUCCCCUCCCGCGGCAGAUUGCUCGAUCAAGUCAAGAUUGACGGACGCGGACAGAGCAUCCAGGAGAUUGGUCGGCAGAUCGAAUCAUGACGACGGACAAUGCCAGAACCCCAAAGUCGUCGUCGUGGCCGAGGAGGACGAGGACGGCGGUGAGGAGAUGGCUGAGCCUCAAGAGCAGCGCACAGCCGUCGUUCCAUUCAGACUGCACCGGUUAUAGGUUUGGCAUCAGAGGGCAGGAGCAGGGGAGGCGCAAGAGCUGCUCGGACAGGGAUGGCAGCCGGCGAGAUCUGUCAGGUGAAGCGGGGUGGUUGGUGGAGGAGGGCCGCGAGAAUCUGAUGCCUCCCCUACGGCAUGGGCAGAGCUCGUCGUGGCAGCCUCCCAAGGAGCUCAGGGUGCUGGUGGGGACGUGGAACGUGGGCGGGAGAGCGCCGCACCAAGGGCUCGACCUCUCCGAAUGGCUCCUCGACCAACAUGACUCUUGCUCACCUCCCCACAUCUAUGUCCUCGGCUUCCAGGAAAUAGUGCCGCUGAACGCUGGGAAUGUUCUCGGGGCGGAGGACAGGGUCCCCGCUUCCAAGUGGCUCGACCUUAUUGGCCAAGCCUUGAACCCUUCCUCCUUGGAGAGAAGCAACAAUUAUCACCACGGUCACCGGUGCACUGCUGCCGAGGAGGCGACCCUUGAAUGUAGCCAGAAGACCAAAGUCAUCUUCUCGGACAUACCGGUGAUGGACGAUGCAGUAUCAGAGCUUGAGGAGGAGGAGGAGGAGGAUAGUGAGUCUUCCACGUCAAACCCAGAGUCGAGCAGCGAGGAGGAGGUGAACGAGUUUGCGAUGAUGUUGCAAGAAAGGGCGAGGCACGGGUACCGCCUAGCAGCGAGCAAACAGAUGGUGGGCAUCUUCCUCUGCGUGUGGAUCCGGGCGGACGUCAUGCCACGUGUCACCGGCCUCAGGGUCUCCUGUGUUGGCAGGGGCAUCAUGGGGUACAUGGGAAACAAGGGGUCCAUCUCGAUCAGCCUGACGCUGCAAGGUGGCAGCUCGGCGGUGGCGUCGACGAGCCUGUGCUUCGUGUGCACGCACCUGGCGUCCGGCGAGAAGGACGGCGACGAGGUGCGCCGGAACAGCGACGUCGCGGAGAUCCUCAAGCGCACGAGGUUCCCGCGGCCCCACCGGUUCUCCAGACUGCCGGCGUCGGCACCGUCGUCGCCGGAGACCAUCUUGGAGCACGACAAGGUCAUCUGGCUCGGCGACCUGAACUACCGGCUGUCGUCGACGGGCGGCGGCGGCGGGGGCGAUGGCGAGACCCGGGGGCUGCUGGAGCGGAACGAGUGGCGGGCGCUGCUGGAGCGGGACCAGCUGCGCGCGGAGCAGCGGGCCGGGCGCGUGUUCGGCGGCGGGUGGGAGGAAGGCGAGAUCCGGUUCCCGCCGACGUACAAGUACCUGGCCGAGUCCGACACAUACGCCAUGGCCGCCCUGAGCUCCUCCGCCGCCGCCGGCAGGCCGUCGCGGGAGAAGAAGAAGCGCACGCCGGCAUGGUGCGACCGCAUCCUGUGGCGCGGCGAGGGCGUGGAGCAGGCGUGGUACGAGCGCGGGGAGUCGCGCUUCUCCGACCACCGCCCCGUCAACUCCCUCUUCUCCAUCCGCCUGCACCACGCCGACGACGCUGCCCGCAGCCUGCCGGCCGCCGCCAAGACGUGCUGCCGGCAAGGCAGGAGGCGACCACCCGGCAGCAGGGCCACGACGGCGACGACGGCGCGCGAGGCAGCGACGCGCGGCGGCGCGGUUAUCGAGGCGGAGGAGAUGCUCGUCGAGAGGCUCGUGCCGCCGCGGGACUGCCGCUGCCUCCAAUCCUCCAGAUUCUGACACGUCGUACCUACAUGUGACCAUCGACAGACAAGGACAGCAACCUCAAAAGGCGGCCAUGGCGGCGCACGCGUGCCGGCGGGCUUUCGCUGAAACAGAGGCGAGCCCGGCCGGCCGAGAACGAGCCUACCCGUGGUGCGUGCGUGCGCCGGCAUAGGCAGGUGGCGUACGUGCUCAUGAUUGCUUGCCAUUUGUCCACGGAGCUCGCAGCAAUUUUCACUCUGAUAGGAGAAGGACGGGACAUUCUUCUCGGGAACGCGCAAGCUUUUCAGGGUGGAUGCCUUGCCUCCUUCAGAGGAAUCUUCAUCUUCUUAGUAGUAGAGUAGUAAUUUUUCCUUCAUGUCUAAACUUACAGUAUGCAUGUAGCCCAGGAGUAUAGAAUAGGAAAUUAGGAAUCCGCCCCUCUCUUCUUUUCUCUCUCGUUUUGUUCUGGACAUAGUUACUAUGACAAACUGUAAUCUCAAAAUUUUCUUCGGUUCAUACACUAUAACUAUAUAUAAGGA